Molecule: messenger RNA, 2760 nt
Organism: Varanus komodoensis (Komodo dragon)
Lineage: Eukaryota; Metazoa; Chordata; Lepidosauria; Squamata; Varanidae
Gene: RDH10
Product: retinol dehydrogenase 10
Exons: 6
Coding region: 603-1628 (341 amino acids)
Cellular component (GO): lipid droplet
Molecular function (GO): oxidoreductase activity, acting on the CH-OH group of donors, NAD or NADP as acceptor
Source: RefSeq, a predicted model, not a curated record
ACGCGCGCGGCGGCAGCGGCCGCUCAGCCUUUUCUGCGUUCCCCCCAUGAGCGGUGCGGGUGGCGGCAAGCGGAACGUCCCUCGCUCGCGAGUGCCAAGCGGCGAGCGCCAGAGAGAAGGCGUGUUAGGCGAGGGCACUGGCUGGUAGCGGCAGCCGCGCUUUCCGCGGAAACUUGUUCUCCGCUCUCGUUAAACUUGCCUGCCUCCCCGAUCGAGCCGCGGUGGCCUUGGCUUCGCCUCUGCAGAGUCAGGGUGGUCAUUAGGUGGCAGGGCGCUGAGCUUUGCCCUUCCUUUCCGUGCCCGCGCCAAGAAGCUGCCGCCGAGGGCUCCCAGGCGCGCGGAGAAAGCGGCGUUUUGCUCCCGGCCAGGUGGCCGCAGGCUAGCGAAGAGGCUCUGCCGGUGGGUUGGUGGCUCUUGCCUGGCUUGUUCUUGAGCGGGGAAGCUGUUCCUGGCUAUGCUUUGGCGCGCUGCCGCUCACUGAAUCGCUGAGGCUGCACUCCCAGGAUUUCUGCGCAGGGAAGCCAGAAAGUAGCCUGUUAGGACCAGCGGUCGCUCCAGGGGCUCGCAAGUUGGUUCCGUCCGCCUCCGCGAAGCCCGCAGUCAUGAACAUCAUCCUGGAAUUCUUCGUCGUCACCUUCAAGGUCCUGUGGGCGUUCGUGGUGGCCGCCGCCAAAUGGCUCAUGCGCCCCAAGGAGAAGAGCGUGGCGGGGCAGGUGUGCCUGAUCACCGGGGCUGGCAGUGGGCUGGGCCGCCUCUUCGCGUUGGAAUUCGCCCGCCGCCGAGCACGCUUGGUGCUGUGGGACAUCAACACGCAGAGCAACGAGGAGACGGCGGGCAUGGUGCGGCACAUCUACCGGGAGAUCUCCGAGGAAGACGUGGCCGCUGCUCAGAAAGCUGGACAUGGUGAAGAAGUACUACCUCACUACAACUUGCAAGUUCACACAUAUACUUGUGACGUGAGCAAAAGAGAGAAUGUAUAUACAACUGCUGAGAGAGUCUGCAAGGAGGUUGGUGAAGUUUCGGUCCUGGUUAACAAUGCCGGUGUGGUUUCUGGGCACCAUCUCCUAGAAUGUCCUGAUGAGCUUAUCGAGAGGACCAUGAUGGUUAACUGCCACGCACACUUCUGGACCACGAAAGCAUUCCUUCCAAAAAUGCUGGAACUGAAUCAUGGACAUAUUGUUACUGUUGCAAGCUCCCUCGGCCUAUUUAGUACUGCAGGAGUGGAGGAUUAUUGUGCCAGUAAAUUUGGAGCUGUGGGUUUCCAUGAAUCUCUGAGCCAUGAACUGAAAGCAGCUGAAAAGGAUGGCAUUAAAACAACGUUGGUCUGUCCUUACCUUGUAGACACAGGAAUGUUCAGAGGUUGCAGAAUUAGAAAAGAAAUUGAGCCAUUCCUUCCACCUCUGAAACCAGAUUACUGUGUAAAACAAGCUAUGCGAGCUAUACUUACAGACCAGCCAAUGAUUUGCACACCUCGCCUGAUGUAUAUGGUCACUUUCAUGAAAAGCAUCCUGCCUUUUGAAGCAGUUGUGUGCAUGUAUCGGUUUUUGGGAGCAGAUAAGUGUAUGUAUCCUUUCAUUGCUCAACGAAAGCAAGCCACAAAUAACAAUGAAGCAAAAAAUGGAAUUUAACAUUUUUCAAAGGACUGGUGUUUGCAGCUGAAUUAUGGUCAAAACUGAAUGACUAAAUUGUGAAAUGCACUUGCGUUUAGCAAAUGCAACUGUUAACAUUGUACUGUGGCAUUCUCUUGGAUCCUAUACCUGUAUAGUGAAAAGAAAAUCAAUGUUUUUUCAUACUGUAUAUAAAGUUAUUAGAAUUCUUGGAAACUAUGACAGACAAAGCAAAUGUAUACAUGUAGUGCUCACCCUUGUCUUUUUGAAACUUACUAAAUGUACAGUAACAUUUGCUACUCCUUUGGGGUUUUUUGUAGAGAUAAACUAUGUAAAGGUUGUUGUUUUUCCUGAGAUGGUCAUUCAACUAGAAGAUACAAUUGUUUCUGAAUUCUUAAUUUUCUUGUGAUAUUUUCUGUGUAAUCAUUUUAUACAAAUAUGACCUAACAGGGCUGUGUUUGAGGGAUUCUCUCAGCCUAUGUGGAGCAGAUAAAUUUUAAUGAAAUUCUCCUGUGUAACAACUUCAUAUAUUGAAUCAUAAAUAUUUCUUAAUUCACCAAGAAAGUGUAUGCUUUUAGGAAGUUUUCAGAAUGGAGUUAUAUGGGAUACAUCUUGACCACAGCCCCUAGCCCUUUUAAAAUUAACAGUUUUUAAAAGCCAGCCUUUGCAUUUGGAUGGGAAAGAUGUACCUACAUUAUUAUUGCAGUCUUUCUACAUUUUAAGAUAAAAAUAUUUCCCCCUUCAUCAUCGUCUAUUACUGUGAGAUAAGAUAGAUAAAAAAAAUGUAAAUCUUCGUUCUCAUUCUAAGAAAUGUGAGGAAAAAUAAUGCGGAAUGCAACUUGAACAUCGGAGUAUGGAAAACAGUGUAAACACUUCUUUUUCUACCAAAAAAGUGGUGGGGGGGGGGGAUUUGCAAUGUAGAACAGAAAAGAAAUUUUUUUACAUUUUUUGUAAGAACAAUUUUGUGCCUUGAAUUUGGUAAUCUGUAUUAGUGGAAUAUUGUAAAGGUGAAUUGCUACCUCUGUAUCUAAAUGUAUACCAUCCACUUGUAAAUUUACUAUAAAAAUGAAUCCUGUGGUGACUUUUUUAGAAUGUCAUGUUAAAUAGUGACCAAUUUUUGUGGUUAUUAAAGUGAGCCACCUUGUUCUUUAAA